This is a messenger RNA of Striga hermonthica, 1293 nucleotides long. NCBI's taxonomy places the organism in Eukaryota, Viridiplantae, Streptophyta, Magnoliopsida, Lamiales, Orobanchaceae. The record is from the annotation of a GenBank genome assembly.
AUGGGUGUGAAGAAAUGGCUAAUGAAUGCAAGAGUACCGCUCGGGAUGCUCGCGGUACAAGUGAUAACUGCAGGGCUGCUAAUACUCUCCAGGGUUAUAAUCAGCCGGGGGACGUUUAUUUUUGCUCUCAUGACUUAUCGCCAUGUUAUUGCUGCUCUAUUUAUACUCCCCUUUGCUCUUUACUUUGAAAGGGGUGCCCUGAAGAAGCUUACCUUUGCAGCUAUCUUCUGGCUUUUCAUGGUGGCAUUAACUGGGAUAUCAAUGGCUAUGGGGUUAUUCUACUAUGGUCUAAAGGACACGAGUGCUACAUAUGCUACCAACUUUCUAAACCUUAUUCCUGUUAUUACUUUCAUUUUUGCGAUAAUUCUUAGGGUGGAGAGAUUGGGUCUUCACACAAUGGCUGGCAAGAUAAAGACUAUAGGGGCAAUGCUAUGCCUUGCAGGGGCAUUGACAAUUACUCUCUAUAAGGGCAAAUCAUUAAUACAUCUUGAUAGUUAUUUUAAACACGAGUCAACAAUCUUGAUCAGGACCGAGAAAAAUAUGACACGUGGUUCGAUCGCAUUAGUCGCGAGCUGCUUGUCCUAUGGCAUCUGGUUCGUUCUACAGGUGAAGCUAUUCAAAGUAUUUCCAUAUAGAUACUGGGCAAAUAUGCUGACGUGUGUCAUAGCUUCGGCCCAAACCGCCUUGAUUGGGCUCUGCAUGAACAGGGACCCAAAGGCCUGGAAAUUGGGUUUCAACCUCGAGCUUGUCACCAUUGUCUACUCGGGGGUAUUUGCCACGGCAGCAUCCUUUUGUUUGAUCUCGUGGGCCAUCAUACAAAGAGGGCCCACAUAUCCUUCAAUGUUCAACCCAUUGUCCAUCAUCUUAAUUGCAAUUGCUGAAGCCAUUUUCCUUGGUGAACAAAUCUCUGUUGGAAGCUUGUUGGGCAUGAGUUUGAUCAUCGUGGGAUUAUACUCGUUCUUGUGGGGAAAACACAGAGACAUUAAAGCAGCUUUGAUUUCGCUCAAAGGCGGAACUUUUGCUGUCGACGGUGCCGGUAGAGAUAUUGAAGUCGGCUUGCCGGAAGUUGUCGAACCACAAUCGCCGGCACAGCUCAUAACCCAUGUGUUUCAAGCACCAGAGUGCACCUUCAGCUGCAUCAUUCGCCGCAGCCUUUUUAUUUGCUCGUGGAUUCCCAUAACACUCCAAUGUUGUGUGUUCCUCUUGAACCCUAACGAGAACCUUAAAGGGCCUUCCUCGUUGCAGCAUUGGAAAUCGGGCUUUUUCCAGCGUGCUUUAGUGCAGAGUUCGUGA